Messenger RNA from Grus americana (Whooping crane), 7453 nucleotides. It is a transcript of the gene WDR26, whose product is annotated as WD repeat domain 26. Gene Ontology annotation, molecular function: protein binding. Lineage: Eukaryota; Metazoa; Chordata; Aves; Gruiformes; Gruidae. Gene Ontology annotation, biological process: proteasome-mediated ubiquitin-dependent protein catabolic process. The record is from RefSeq and is a predicted model, not a curated record. The transcript is spliced from 16 exons. Bases 470 to 2452 code for a protein of 660 amino acids. Gene Ontology annotation, cellular component: GID complex.
AGAGACAAACCCAGCGGGCAGCGAGCGGAGCGGGCCGGGCGCCUGGGGCUUCCGGGCGGGGGCUCAGGGCAGCGGCGGCCGCCAUCGCCAGAGGGAGCCCCGAGCGGGCGGCGGCGCUGCCUCCGGGACCCCCGGGGGGCACAGGGCCCCGCUCCGCCUCCCCUCACCCCCGCCGCCCCCCGCCUUCCCCUCCUCGCCCCCCCGGCUUCCCACCACGGCCGCUCUCGGCGAGGAAACUCUGGCCUCCGCUUCCUCCUCCUCCGACUCGGACACCGGCGGAGCCUCCCCGCCCCCGCGGAAGAAAGCCCGGGCCUCCCCGGCGGCGGCGGUGGAGGGAGCAGGAGAGCCCGGGGCUUCCGCGGGCAGAGCAGGCCUCACCUCGUCCCAGUCCCCCUCGCUCCCCGCCGGGCUCGCCCCCGCCGCCGCCCCGCUCAGAGGCAGCAGCAGCAGCGGCGGCGUCUGCAGCGCCAUGCAGGCCAACGGGGCAGGAGGGGGCCAGCAGCAGCAGCAGCCGCCGCAGGGGCCGGCGGGCCCGGAGCUAGGCUGCCUGGGCGCCCAGAACGGCGAGGCCUCGGCGGGCACGGCCGCCGGCGAUCAGCUGGCCCACGCCAACGGGCUGCUGCCCUCGACCAACAGUGGCGGCGGCAGCCCCGGCGGCCUCAGUGUCAACAACGGGGUGCCCGCCGCCGGGGGCCCCGGCCCGGCCGCCGCGGAGCUGGGGGGCGGCGGCGGCGGCGGCAGCGCCCUGAAGAAGAAGAAGCGGCUCUCGCAGUCCGACGAGGACGUGAUCCGGCUGAUCGGGCAGCACCUCCACGGCCUGGGCCUCAACCAGACUGUUGAUCUUCUCAUGCAAGAGUCAGGAUGUCGUUUAGAACAUCCUUCUGCUACCAAAUUCCGCAAUCAUGUCAUGGAAGGAGAAUGGGAUAAGGCUGAGAACGACCUGAAUGAACUUAAGGCCUUAGUGCAUUCUCCGCAUGCAAUUGUGAGGAUGAAGUUUUUGCUGCUACAGCAGAAGUACCUGGAAUACCUGGAGGAUGGCAAGGUCCUGGAGGCACUUCAAGUUCUACGCUGUGAACUGACGCCUCUGAAAUAUAAUACAGAACGCAUUCAUGUCCUCAGUGGGUAUCUGAUGUGUAGCCAUGCAGAAGACUUGCGUGCAAAAGCAGAGUGGGAAGGGAAAGGAACAGCUUCCAGAUCUAAACUUUUGGACAAACUCCAGACGUACCUACCCCCAUCAGUGAUGCUUCCUCCAAGGCGUUUACAGAACCUGCUACGUCAGGCUGUGGAACUACAACGGGACCGGUGCCUAUAUCAUAAUACCAAACUAGAUAGUAAUCUAGAUUCUGUCUCGCUGCUAAUAGAUCACGUUUGUAGUAGGGAUCUGAGAUCAGUAUGUGGUGCGCUGUACAUGCUGCCAUGCUUGGGCUUAAUGAGGAAACAGUUCCCAUGCUAUACACAGCAGAUACUAACGGAGCACUGUAAUGAAGUAUGGUUCUGUAAAUUCUCCAAUGACGGCACUAAACUAGCAACAGGAUCUAAGGACACAACUGUUAUUAUAUGGCAGGUUGAUCCAGAUACUCACCAGCUAAAACUACUCAAGACGUUAGAAGGUCAUGCGUAUGGGGUCUCUUACAUUGCUUGGAGUCCAGAUGACAACUAUCUUGUUGCCUGUGGCCCAGAUGAUUGUUCUGAGCUUUGGCUCUGGAAUGUACAAACUGGGGAGCUGAGGACAAAGAUGAGCCAGUCUCAUGAAGACAGUUUAACAAGUGUGGCCUGGAAUCCUGAUGGGAAGCGUUUUGUAACAGGAGGUCAGCGUGGACAGUUCUAUCAGUGUGAUUUAGAUGGUAAUCUCCUUGACUCCUGGGAAGGGGUGAGAGUACAAUGCCUUUGGUGCUUGAGCGAUGGGAAAACUGUUCUAGCAUCGGACACACACCAGCGAAUUCGGGGUUAUAACUUUGAGGAUCUUACAGACAGGAACAUAGUACAAGAAGAUCACCCUAUUAUGUCGUUUACUAUUUCAAAAAAUGGCCGUUUAGCUUUGUUAAAUGUAGCAACUCAGGGAGUUCACUUAUGGGACUUACAAGACAGAGUUUUAGUGAGAAAGUAUCAAGGUGUUACACAAGGAUUUUACACAAUUCACUCGUGUUUUGGAGGUCAUAAUGAAGAUUUCAUUGCGAGUGGCAGCGAAGAUCACAAAGUAUAUAUUUGGCACAAGCGUAGUGAGCUGCCAAUUGCGGAGCUGACAGGGCACACGCGUACUGUUAAUUGUGUGAGCUGGAACCCGCAGAUUCCAUCCAUGAUGGCCAGCGCCUCUGAUGAUGGCACUGUUAGAAUAUGGGGACCAGCACCUUUCGUAGACAACCAGGAUAUUGAAGGACCUUGUGGAUACCAGGUGUGGACACGAGUUCAAGGGGAACCUGGACAAAAGGAAUGCAGUAGCAUGGAUAGUUGAUGGCGAAUUUGGAGCAGACGACUUCAGUUUAACUUAAUUAGUCGUAUUUUAAAUGGCUUGGGAUUUGGUGCAAACAAACAUGAUUGAUAGCUGGACAGACAUGCUCGUCAUGAAAAAGAACCAUUUCUGAAGCCCGGUUGGGGCCAAACAUUUACCACCUUGCUUCAUAGUAACCAGUCGAGAUGAAGCACGUCGUUAGAACGUUGUUGGACACCGUGUUGAAAUUACCCCCCCCAUCGGUUGUGAAGAACUGUGCUACAUUCAGGCUAACCAUUGAACUCAGUAUAUAUAUUUUUCCCUCCUGCCUUUUUGUCUGGCAGGCUACUGUUCUUGUUGCUCUUCUGUGUAAUGAAGUUUAAAUGCUUGUUUGGAACACUUUAUUUAACAGUUUAGAAGGCUUGAUAGAAAGAGUGCUUUAGUCUGAAGAGUAUACAUUGGAUAGGAAAGUAUUUCCUUCUCUUGUUUCUCAAGUCUCUCUCCGCCUUACUUAGCUUGAGAUCUUUGCAGCUUGGUUCAUGGAUUCUAGCCUUGCCCGUUGCGCAGUAUAUAUAAAUUGAGAUGAUAAACCAAUGAACUAUGUCAAAAGCACUCUCAGUAUCACAUUUGACAAAAAGUUUUGUACUUUUCACAUAGCUCGUUGCCCUGCAAAGGGGUUAACAGCACAAUUUUUUAAAAAUAAAUUAUUUAUAGGAUUAAAAUGACUUCAUUUGUAUACAUUUGGAAUUAAAACAAUGCAAGAAGUGUCAUGAAACACGGUAUCACUGAUGCUCUUCUGAAGUGUCUUGAGACCCAAUCAAAAGCAGUGGCUGGAAGGAGCCUUAUGUAGGCAGUGAAGCUUGUUUUAGAAGGAGAAACUCACUGUCCAUCCUUACAGAUAUUUAGGAAAAAAAAGCUUUCAGAGUGCACCACCAGACUAAGAGUUUAAACAAGACAAGGUCUUUUUGGUUUUAAUGAAAUAAAUAUAUGCAAUGAUGCUGGUAAAAGGUAGACUACACCUUGAGGGAAGAAUGUGUUGAAUCCUUUCUUCACAAAGUCAACAUUUUGUAAAAGUAAUUAACAUACAAAUCAUAAUUAAACACUUGUAUUAUGAUGGAAAUUUCUCUUGGUUUGAUAAACAAAGGUGUAUAGAUCUUUCUUUUUGAGAAUAUGCUUUUAAAUUUGCAGAUUUAAAUGCCUCUCCCAGACCUUGUUGUGAACUGGUGCUGUGAAUAUCUUGACACAUCCAGGAAUAGUUCCACUAAUAUCCCAUCUUAAGAGAAGGACGUUUAUAAUUAAGUAUUUAUUCUUUUUGACGUAAACAGAUGGCCUGGCAUCUCUGUGCUUCUGCACUACCCACAAAUUCAUUAUGGGAUGGCACUGGAUUCCCUUUUGCCACUUUGGGUAGGAAGGUAGUGUUGGUACUGCUGUGAAGUAAAGAGGGAACAGGGAAAGGCAUGCCACCAAGAACGUGAACAUAAGUGUGGACUUCAUCCUUUAAUGAGAUAAUCUAGUGUCCUUAUUAGUCAUGUGUGCAAGAAGGGUGGGGGAAGGUUUGCUGGAGUUCCUGGGAAGAGAAGUGUAGCCACUUUGAUGAAUGGGAAUGUGGUAGUUAACAUAAACAGUCACUUUUUCUUUCCUAGAAAAACAAAGCAAAGCUUGGCAGAUCAGGUUUUUUUAGAUUCCACCCAUGAGGUGGUGGAGUUGGUUUUUUUUCUUGCCUCGUGUGUGAACUUAAACAUGAUUUAAGAUUUUGAUACUUUGGUUGAGACCAGGCCUGAAUCUGACAUAUUCCUCUUUUAGUACCUCCAAAAUGAAGUAGGAACUUAAUGUUCUUAUCUUCAAUCUAGUACAUUGUCUUAAAAUUCAGGUGAAUUUCUUUGAUAGCAAUUACUGUUCCACAGUACUGGGAAUACAUGUGUAAGCUAAGGCUACAAAUCAGUUCCUUCCUCCGCUAGCUAGUUCUAGAGGAAGCUGUUUGUUUCUCUUCCUAGUUCAGACAAUGUAAGAUUAGUCGGUCUUGUUCCUGUGGCAUUGGUGUUGCAGGCAAACAGAUGACUUCCCAAGCUCAAAUUUGAGUAAGCUAAACCUUUGGGUUUUAAAUAAAAAUCAAAUACCUAAAUUGUAAACAGUGUUUUAUAUGUUCAAAACAUGGUAUAAUUCAUAACCAGUGCCAGCACGUGAAUCUUUAGAAGUUACCCUAGUAUUGUCUUACUCUGGAACUUACGUUUUCAAACAAAACAUUAUUUAGAGAGUAAGGAGAAUAAUCCUGGGUUUGUCUUGUACAAUGGUCUGGCACUACUUACUUACCUCAUGCUUGUGAGACUUGAGUGGGAACUUUAGGCAGGUGGUGAAGGCCAGAUCAAAUCUCAAGCUUAGGUUUAAAGUCUCAUAUGCACUUCAACAGGCAUUUUUAAUGUGGUGGCCAUACCAAAACAAAGCGAGACUCCUUACCUGGUACAAGCUGUGGGAGGUGGGGGGGUGUGUGGGCUGGUGCCUACUUUCCACUGCAAUGCUUUGUAAUUAGAAAUUUAAACUUAGUACUUUGCCAAAAGACUCCCCCUCCAUUCUGGGGCUUCUCUUCUGGACUUGGUUUGUACCUCUAAAAUACACUUCAGGUGUUUAGAAGCAGAGUUAGGGAGAGCCAUGUGUUCUGGUAUCUCCACUUUAGUUUCAUGGUGCAACUACACAAUGUAAAGGAAAGCUCCGUAUAGAUGACACUGUUUCAAGAGUGUCUCAGUAUAUUGCGUAGCUGUCUGCUGCUCGCAGGCGAUGAGCGGAGACAAGAGAAAGCUGAGAGUAAUCUUCAUUCUGCCACACUACUUGGUCCCAUAGUAAACUGACAUGAUCUAGCAGUAAUGACUACCAUUACAACCUAUAGAUUAAAGAGUAACCUAAACUAUUUCUGUAGCAUGUCACGUAUUCACAAUAUGUGAAUUGAAAAGUACCAAUACUUUUUGUGCACAGACUAUAAAAUGAGACUAUGGGGGGGAACAAUUAAGUUUGCUCAUUUGCAACACGUUGAUUUCCAUGUGCUUAAAAAUGUUCGUAGGCUGGAGUCUGAGGCUGGAACAAGUACACACCUGCAAUAAAUCACUAUUUCUAGUCAACAGACCUAUGGUUUUAAAGAGGAAAAUACUGUAAGUGUGUACUCCUUUUAUAACUUUCUCUGGUCAGCUGUUGGCUUAAAAUACUCAGAGUAGCCCCAGGUUAUUGUCAAGGCAGAUCUUUAAAAAAAAAAAAAAAAGAGCUGAAGCAUUUUAUUAUCUGAAUGUUCUUUAGCUGUUCAGGUAAGUAAUUUUCAAGGCACAAUGGAGCACAAAAGGGAAAAUGCUAGAUCUGGCCUUGUUUGGGAGGGGAGGGUAGUGGGGGGAAAUGACACCUUUGUUUUAAAUUCCCUGUCUUUUCUAAAGUUCUCCAACUUUAAAGUUAACUUCUUUUUAUGAUUAGAGCAAAGAUGCAAGCUAGAAAUCUAUCCAGAUCUUGCCAGGUACUUCUCAACUUGGCUUCAAACAGGUAAUGUUUCAUAAAACUUGGUAUGUUCUUGGGAGUCUGUGUCUAGUUGUAUACUCUUACACUGCUAAGUGAUGCUCCCACCCAAAAUCAGUUUUGAAGGCUUCCUUAGCAGGAAACCAGGACUCGUACAAUUAGCUGUAGUUUGGGGGAGAUGGUGUAGACCCAAAUGGGGAGGGGAGUAGAGAAAGGGGAAUGAACAUUUUUAAAAAAAAAAAAAAAAAAAUCAGGAUUUACUGACCAACAGACAAACUACUGUAACUCAAGGGGGAGGAGGAAAAAUGCACUUUCAAUAGUUUGUCCAUGGUUUUAGCUACAAAAUACACUUGUAUCUAAUUUUUUUGAGACAACUAUUAAGAGGAACACCCAUCCCAUAAAUGGCUAAUCCUCCUUUUGACCUCCUCCUGUCUUUUGCCACAUUGGCUUGAGUCCAUUUUCAGCUGCCAUACUUAAUUUUGAAAACUGCUACUUUUAAUGAUGUUUAGAAAGAAAAAAAAUACCCAUUAACUCUUGACACUUUUUUUAAACAGGGUGGACUUAAUUGAAGUGUGCAGUGUUGAACUACUGCUGCAGUAGCUGCCUCUAGUUGUUGAAAUAAACUGUAGACAAGUUUUCUGUCUAUGAAUCCGGAUAAUCUGGAUUCAGUAAAACGUCUGUGAGAGUGUUCCUCCCAUCUGGUAUGAAUGUGCGUGUGCGUGUGUUCCAUAAACAGACAGAGAACCAAAUGUUCUAGGUACUUGUCAUGUUUUCUUGCAUACUUUAAGUUGUGUGUAUGUGAAGUGUCCUUUGACCGGAAGGUUUUGGUUAAUAUCAGUAUAUUUUUAUAAAUUUGAAAUUCAUUGUGCCCCAUCUUUUUUCUUAAACAUUUUUUUUGUUUUCAUUGUUAGGGUAUAUGUGCUAGAUUUGAAUCUUAACAUUUUUAGGCACAGAUGGAAAAAGUUAUUGGCUCCUUGAAAACACAUGGGACAAAAUGGAUCCUCAAAGCAUGUAUGUACUUACAAACCAAGCUGUAGAGAUCAAGAAAAGAACUUUAUUGUUGAUCUCAAGAUUUCUAAAUUGUCAAGAUUUAUAUGGAGUAGUGGUGGAACUAGUUAACACUUAGAGCUUUUGGUAUGUAAUGACUAUUUGCUAUGGACUGAUAUUAAAUGUUUCAAAGGAUUGCGUUCUUAAACUUUCUGGAUUUUUGUUACUCUCCUCGGAUUAUAUUAAGUAGUUAAAAAUUUCUUUGCUAUAUUACAUUAAAAACAUAAGAACUUUGGGUCUCGUAUUUAUUUUCACUUGUUUUACUAAUUAUUUACAGAACACCGUUUUAACUUUUUUAUUUUAUAAAUGUGUAGUAUUUUAAACAUAUCUUUAAAAAUUGUUCAAUUGGAACUACAUUAACUUCUGAUUUGUUUUUAUUAGGAUUUUUAAAAAAACAAAAUACACUUUUUCCAUGUUGGUGCACAGCACUUAACAGAAAUGUUUGUAUUCCCUUUCUUUCAAUUCAAUAAACAGAAUAAAUAACUGGAA